CCUGAACUCAUUCCACCUUCUCGUACCCCUCCUCCCUCGCAGACUAUUUCACUCGCCCAGCUCUUGAGAGAGCUUUCCCUGUGUCCUCCACAACGCCCAUUUCUCCCUUCCAAAUUCUUCACAACCAAAGCCGCCAAGAUGUUUAUGGCAAGAUCAGAAUACGACCGGGGCAUCAACACCUUCUCCCCUGAAGGCCGCCUUUUCCAGGUCGAGUACUCCCUCGAGGCCAUCAAGCUCGGCUCCACGGCGAUCGGCGUCGCGACCAACGAGGGCGUCGUGCUCGGCGUCGAGAAGCGCGUGACGUCCACCCUGCUCGAGACCUCCUCCGUCGAGAAGAUUGUCGAGAUUGACCGCCAUAUCGGCUGCGCCAUGAGCGGCCUGCAGGCCGACGCCCGCAGCAUGUUUGAGCACGCCCGCGUCGAGUGCCAGAGCCACGCCUUCAACUACAACGAGGCCCUGCGCGUCGAGUCCUGCACCCAGGCCAUCUGUGACCUCGCCCUGCGCUUCGGCGAGUCUGCGGACGGCGAGGAGAGCAUCAUGAGCAGGCCCUUUGGCGUGGCCCUGCUGAUCGCCGGCUACGAUGAGGACGGCCCAAGCUUGUACCAUGCCGAGCCUACAGGAACCUUCUACCGGUAUGAUGCCAAGGCCAUUGGGAGCGGCAGUGAGGGUGCGCAGGCGGAGUUGCAGAACGAGUACCACAAGUCUCUCACUCUCACAGAUGCAGAGACAUUGGUGCUCAAGACACUGAAGCAGGUGAUGGAGGAGAAGCUGGAUUCCAAGAACGUGCAACUGGCAAGCGUGACCAAGGAGAAGGGCUUCCGGAUAUACACGGACGAGGAGAUGGCUGCGGUCGUGGAGCGUCUACCCGCAAACUAAUCACGCACGGACGUCAACCAAGAACACAACAAUACCUAGUCAUUGACAGGAGACCGAGAUCCGCAAAAAGGGACUAGAGAAAGCGUCGGUGCCUUUGUAAGUAAUGGCCUUGAGCAUGGGCCAAAGAAAAGAAAGGGACAAGAUCUCGCUUCAUCUCAAAUGUAUGACGAUUAGAGCAAAUGUGAAACGAGAACUCAUCAAG
Cryphonectria parasitica EP155 is the source of this 1078-nucleotide messenger RNA. Its product is annotated as N-terminal nucleophile aminohydrolase. Gene Ontology annotation, cellular component: proteasome core complex, alpha-subunit complex; proteasome core complex; nucleus. The record is from RefSeq and is a predicted model, not a curated record. Bases 139 to 876 code for a protein of 245 amino acids. Lineage: Eukaryota; Fungi; Ascomycota; Sordariomycetes; Diaporthales; Cryphonectriaceae. Gene Ontology annotation, biological process: proteasome-mediated ubiquitin-dependent protein catabolic process. The transcript is spliced from 3 exons.